This is a messenger RNA of Impatiens glandulifera, 675 nucleotides long. Its product is annotated as thioredoxin H-type 1-like. Bases 131 to 496 code for a protein of 121 amino acids. The transcript has 3 exons. Gene Ontology annotation, molecular function: protein-disulfide reductase activity. The record is from RefSeq and is a predicted model, not a curated record. NCBI's taxonomy places the organism in Eukaryota, Viridiplantae, Streptophyta, Magnoliopsida, Ericales, Balsaminaceae.
UACAGCUGCCUUUGUAGCUAACCUAACUUUUUCAAGAGACCCACAUGCCAUAUCCUGUCUCUAUAUAAUGGAAGCGGCAAAGCUAAUUCUUCUCAUCUCAAUCCAAAGCUAGAGUUUUUCUCACCUCGAAAUGGCCUCUUCAGAAGAAGGACAAGUGAUCGGCUGUCACACCGUCGAUGAGUUCAAACAUCAAAUGCAAAAGGGCACUGAAUCAAAGAAAUUGGUGGUGAUUGACUUUACUGCCACAUGGUGCGGCCCGUGCCGUCUCAUCACCCCAGUUCUGGCUGAGUUAGCAAAAGAAAUCCCUCAUGUUAUCUUCCUCAAAGUUGACGUUGAUGAACUCAGGUCUGUUUCUGAGGAUUUUGCUGUGGAGGCAAUGCCUACUUUUGUGUUUAUUAAGGAUGGUAAUACUAUUGAUAGGGUUGUCGGUGCCCCUAAGAAAGAUGCUUUGGAAAAGAAGAUAAUUUUUCACUCUACUUCCACUGCCACUGCUUGAUGUUGUUAGCUUUGUUUCUAAGUUUAAGGUUCGGAUAAUUAAUAAACCAUUGUAUGAAUUCUCUUUGAUCUAGUUUUGAUUUAAUGAUUUCAAACGAUUGUCUUUCAGUUGAAUAAAUCAGUUGUAAUUUCUGUCUAUCUUGCUUCUUGAAUCUCCGCUUGCAGCCAUUUUUAACUAAG